CCCAUCUCACUUAAAGUCUCUGGUCUCAAAUGGGGAAUUGUGUAAGAAGCAAUCUAAGAGACUUCAGAGCAAGACGAUCGAUGGAUCCUCGGAUAUGGCACAAAGUCGCCGCAGUUUCCGGUAUGGCUGCUCUUGGUUUAGGAACUUACGGUGCUCAUGGCUUUAAACCUGAAAACCCAUCUUACAAACAGGUGUGGCAAACGGCUUCUCUUUACCAUUUGGUUCACACUGCUGCUCUUGUUUCUGCUCCUACCACCAAAUAUCCCAACAUUUUUGGUGGCUUGUUGACUGCUGGGAUUGUAGCGUUUUCCGGCACGUGUUAUAUGGUAGCGUUGCGUGAGGACAGAAAGUUUUCUACCAUGGCACCAUUCGGAGGCUUUGCGUUCAUUGCCGCAUGGGCAACCCUGCUUUUCUAAACAAUCUCAAAACCAUCUAUAUUGUUAAGUUGUGGUCAAGCCUCAUUGUUUAUAUUGGUUAAUGCAAUUCUGUGUUGACUACCGUAAAACAUCUUCCUUUACUUCUUCACUUUGUUGCUAAAGGGAUUAUGUAAAGAGAAAUGACCAGAUUAAUGUAAUAUUAUUACCAUACAAUUUAUCAAAAUUCUACAUUACAAAACAA
Messenger RNA from Capsella rubella, 618 nucleotides. Its product is annotated as transmembrane protein 256 homolog. The transcript has 5 exons. Bases 30 to 416 code for a protein of 128 amino acids. Lineage: Eukaryota; Viridiplantae; Streptophyta; Magnoliopsida; Brassicales; Brassicaceae. The record is from RefSeq and is a predicted model, not a curated record.